GCGGGCGGUCCCGGAGCCCAGCGCGCGGCCCGGGAAGGAAGGAGGCCAGCAGCGGCCGCGGCCGCGUGCUCAGCCUGUCCCCGCCCUGGGACCCGGAGCCUCCAACUAACUCCGCCCGCCGCCCGCGGGCUCCCGCUUCCGUCCCGGGAAGAGCCUGCGGCCGCGCAGGUCCAGAGGCCAAUAAUAUCACACAGGAGAAAUGCCUUUUGUUAAAUGACCAAACACACCUUUGUUGACACAUUGGACAUCAACAAAACAUUCCGUGGUCUGGUGAUAGAUUUUGGAUUAAGGUAUUUGAGAGCGACCUUGAGCUGGCUACCAGGAAUCCAAUGGAAGUUUUAAAGUCACCUUCGAUUGAGUCAGUUCAGUGACAAGGAGCCCAACAGAGCCUGAGCCCUCUGAACUGAAGUUUGAACUGUACUGACCCUUCGUGAAGUCAGUCCUCAGGGGCUGUCCUGCAUGCAUACUAGACCUAGGACCUGGGUUUGGUGGUGAAUAGUCUCAGACUUUCAGGCACCUCUCUGCCUCUGUAACUAGCAAGUUAAUAUGGUAGCCGGCCAUUUGUUUACUUUGUAUCUCCUUCAUAGCAGACAUGGUACUUACUUAGUUCUGUGAGAGUGUCUGGAGUUAGAUGAUGGUUUCCGACUAUUGUUUUAAAAUUACUGUUAGCAUUGUGAAGGUUUUGAGUGGUCACAUUUUCAGCAGUGAUAAUUAACUUUGUCCAUGUUGCUGUGAGACUAUUGUAUGUAAAACAAUUGAAAAGGACAUCUUGUUUCCUAGUGUGUCUUUUGUUCAGCAGCUCAGUAUAGUUUGGACCUACUAUAGAAGCAUGCAGACCAGAAGGUUAAACUAAAUUUUUUUGAAAGCUGCAUUUUUAUCUUGUAAAUGAAAUACAACUUUUUCCCAAGUAGGUAUUAGAAAUGCAUGAAUUUAUUAGACAGAGAAGAGAAACUUGUAUCUCUCCAACACUGGGGUUUUAAGACUAUUUUGAAGUUGUUAAGUACAAAUAUUUUAGUAAAUAAUAUCAGGUCUAGUAUUUGUGCGCUAAAAGUCAUCUGAGUUGCAUGGAAUUGGCUGCUAACCUCAUCUGGCAAAUACUGAUGAUUGCCAUAAAAAUCAAACAUUUUAACCUCCCUUUACUGUUGGAAUUUUUGUAGACCCUUCACAGUGACUUUAAGAGCAUCAGUACUGAAGCCUAAUUCUCAAUUUCUGGGCGAAGAUUCACCAUGGUGAAUAAUUGACAAAGGUUUCUCAGCUGUCCAGGGCUAAUACAUUCAUGUGACUGUUAGUGUUAGCCUCAAAUGGAGUCCUGCAUCUUUUCUUGCCACCAUACUCUCUGCAACCAAACCACAUCAACUCUGGGCUCGAGCUCAGGCGACAUCUUGAAAUUAGCUUGUAUAUGUUGCUUGUGAGCUCCUCCUGGCUUCACAAUCCUUCUGGACACAGAAUGGAUGGCAAGAAGGCUCUGCUGCUUCCUAGGUGUUGGUUGACAUGAGCUGUAUCACCUGCCUGAGGUUCCGAAUGAUGACUGACGCGGGUCUGCGCGAUAGCCCUCACAGCCCCUGGCGUUGUGAGCGAUAAGGACCCUGCUCAUCCAGCCCUGUGGCUGCACCGGCUCCCGGACGCUCUGGAGGGCGGGCGGCUCCCGCGGGCGGGCGGAGCGGACUCCAGCGCCGCUUCCCACGCGUCCGGAGCGGACGGAGCGGACCUGGCUGGCCGCGCAUCGCCCUCGCCUGGGGCCAUGAAGUAGCUGCGGCCGCCAGCCUUGCCCUCCCGCUGGCCCGGCCACUGCCCGCUGCCCCGGUCCUGCGCGGACAUGGCCGGACGCGCCCGCAGCCGCCUGCUGCUGCUGCUGGGGCUGCUCGCCUUGCAGAGCAGCUGCCUGGCCUUCAGAAGCCCACUUUCUGUCUUUAAGAGGUUUAAAGAAACUACCAGAUCAUUUUCCAAUGAAUGCCUUGGUACCACCAGACCCAUCACUCCUAUUGAUUCUUCGGAUUUUACACUGGAUAUUCGCAUGCCUGGGGUCACACCUAAAGAGUCUGACACGUACUUCUGCAUGUCCAUGCGUCUGCCUGUGGAUGAGGAAGCCUUCGUGAUUGACUUCAAGCCUCGGGCCAGCAUGGACACUGUCCACCAUAUGCUGCUGUUUGGAUGCAACAUGCCCUCAUCCACUGGGAGUUACUGGUUUUGUGAUGAAGGAACCUGUACAGAUAAAGCCAAUAUUCUAUAUGCCUGGGCAAGAAAUGCUCCCCCCACCCGGCUCCCUAAAGGUGUUGGAUUCAGAGUUGGAGGGGAAACUGGAAGCAAAUACUUCGUCCUUCAAGUUCACUAUGGGGACAUCAGUGCUUUUCGAGAUAAUCACAAAGACUGUUCCGGUGUGUCCUUACAUCUCACACGUGUGCCACAGCCUUUGAUUGCGGGCAUGUACCUUAUGAUGUCUGUCAACACUGUUAUACCCCCAGGAGAGAAAGUAGUGAAUUCUGACAUUUCGUGCCAUUACAAAAUGUAUCCAAUGCAUGUGUUUGCCUACCGAGUCCAUACUCACCAUUUAGGUAAGGUAGUGAGUGGAUACAGAGUAAGAAACGGACAGUGGACGCUGAUUGGACGCCAGAGCCCCCAGCUGCCACAGGCUUUUUACCCAGUGGAACACCCAGUAGAUGUUGCUUUUGGUGAUAUACUGGCAGCCAGAUGUGUGUUCACUGGUGAGGGGAGGACCGAAGCCACCCACAUCGGCGGCACAUCUAGUGAUGAAAUGUGCAACUUGUACAUUAUGUAUUACAUGGAAGCCAAGCAUGCAGUUUCCUUCAUGACCUGUACACAGAAUGUGGCUCCAGAUAUGUUCAGAACUAUCCCAGAAGAGGCCAAUAUUCCAAUUCCUGUAAAAUCCGACAUGGUUAUGAUCCAUGGGCAUCACAAAGAAACAGAAAACAAAGAAAAGAGUGCUUUAAUACAGCAGCCAAAGCAGGGAGAGGAGGAAGCCUUCGAGCAGGGUGAUUUCUAUUCACUACUUUCCAAGCUGCUAGGAGAAAGGGAAGAUGUUGUUCAUGUGCACAAAUAUAAUCCUACAGAAAAGACAGAAUCUGGGUCAGACCUGGUAGCUGAGAUUGCAAACGUAGUCCAGAAAAAGGACCUUGGUCGGUCUGACGCCAGAGAGGGAGCGGAGCAUGAGGAAGGGGGUAAUGCUAUCCUGGUCAGAGACAGGAUCCACAAAUUCCACAGGCUAGAGUCAACCUUGAGGCCAGCUGAGAGCAGAGCUCUAUCCUUCCAGCAGCCUGGUGAAGGUCCUUGGGAACCAGAACUCGCAGGAGAUUUCCAUGUGGAAGAAGCACUGGAGUGGCCUGGAGUGUACUUGUUACCAGGCCAGGUUUCUGGGGUGGCCCUGGAUUCUAAGAAUAACCUUGUGAUUUUCCACAGAGGUGACCAUGUUUGGGAUGGAAACUCUUUUGACAGCAAGUUCGUUUACCAACAAAGAGGUCUUGGACCAAUUGAAGAAGAUACCAUCCUGGUCAUUGACCCAAAUAAAGCUGAAAUACUCCAGUCCAGCGGCAAGAAUCUGUUUUAUUUACCGCAUGGUUUGAGCAUAGAUACAGAUGGAAAUUAUUGGGUCACGGAUGUGGCUCUCCAUCAGGUGUUCAAAUUGGAACCACGUAGCAAAGAAGGCCCUCUCUUAGUUCUGGGAAGGAGCAUGCAACCUGGCAGCGACCAAAAUCAUUUCUGCCAGCCCACUGAUGUGGCGGUGGAGCCCAGUACUGGAGCUGUCUUCGUGUCAGAUGGUUACUGCAACAGUCGGAUCGUGCAGUUCUCACCAAGCGGGAAGUUCAUCACUCAGUGGGGAGAAGAGUCUUCUGGGAGCAGUCCUAAGCCAGGGCAGUUCAGUGUUCCUCACAGUUUGGCCCUUGUGCCUCACCUGAACCAGUUGUGUGUGGCCGAUAGGGAAAAUGGCCGGAUCCAGUGUUUCAAGACUGACACCAAAGAAUUUGUGAGAGAGAUUAAGCAUGCGUCAUUUGGAAGGAAUGUCUUUGCAAUCUCAUAUAUACCAGGUUUCCUCUUUGCAGUAAAUGGGAAGCCUUACUUUGGAGACCAAGAACCCGUGCAAGGAUUUGUGAUGAACUUUUCCAGUGGGGAAAUUAUAGAUGUUUUCAAACCAGUUCGCAAGCACUUUGACAUGCCUCAUGAUAUUGUGGCUUCUGAAGAUGGGACUGUGUACAUUGGCGACGCACACACAAACACCGUGUGGAAGUUCACCCUCACUGAAAGCAGGCUGGAAGUGGAGCAUCGAUCAGUUAAAAAGGCUGGCAUUGAGGUCCCGGAAAUCAAAGAAGCCGAGGCAGUUGUUGAACCCAAAGUGAAGAACAAACCCACCUCCUCAGAAUUGCAGAAGAUGCAGGAGAAAAAGAAACUGAUCAAAGAUCCAGGCUCGGGAGUGCCUGUGGUUCUCAUUACAACCCUUCUGGUUAUCCCUGUGGUUGUCCUGCUGGCCAUUGCCAUGUUUAUUCGAUGGAAAAAAUCAAGGGCCUUUGGAGCAGAUCAUGACCGAAAGCUCGAGUCGAGUUCUGGAAGAGUACUGGGAAGACUCCGAGGAAAGGGAAGCAGCGGCUUAAAUCUAGGAAAUUUCUUUGCAAGCCGGAAAGGCUACAGCAGAAAAGGGUUCGACCGAGUGAGCACAGAGGGGAGUGACCAAGAGAAGGACGAAGAUGAUGGAAGUGAGUCUGAAGAGGAGUACUCGGCUCCGCUGCCCACUCCUGCACCUUCCUCCUGAACUCCAGCCUUCCUUCCGUGGAGCUCGAGUGAGGUUUACGGAGGUGCCCAGAUUCCUUUCCCUUUAACGCGUGUAAAGUUCUGUGCAUUUGAUUGUAAACUGUACUCGUCCGUGUGGAACUGUACACACCUUAGUUACUUCAUUUGGCUCCGUUGGCUUGUGUUUCUAGGUGAGGAGUUUCCUACCAGUUCACUCCAGUGCCAUUGUCUUUAUAUGAACGUAGUGUAGAGAAGCUGCCCUCCUCUUCCAUGGUAGCGCUCAAAGCCCUAAUGGAAGUUUAGCUCAUUUACAUUUGGAGACCCUUUUGGUUUUUUGGUUUUGGUUUUGGUUUGGUUUUUUUUUUUUUUUUUUUUUUUUUUUUUUUGUGGAUGUAAAUAGCCCUAUUCUCUGCUUGAACACAGUAUUCUCCCAGUCCACACCCAUUGCCAGUGUCUUUCUUUGGUGCCUUUCCUGUUCAGCAUUCUCAGCCUGUGGCAGUAAAGAGAAACUUUGCUACACAACAAAAAGCUGCUAAAUCUCCCUCUAUUUUUUUAAAAUCACUAACAUUAUAUUGCAAUGAGAGAAAUUUUAAAAAGUCUCUAUUUAAAUUCUUUUUUUAAAUUUCUCUUCAGUUGGUGUGUUUCCGGGAUGUCUUAUUUUUAGAUGGUUACACUGUUAGAACACUAUUUUUCAGAAUCUGAAUGUAAUUUGUGUAAUAAAGUGUUUUCAGAGCAUUAGCA
Molecule: messenger RNA, 5478 nt
Organism: Mus musculus (house mouse)
Lineage: Eukaryota; Metazoa; Chordata; Mammalia; Rodentia; Muridae
Gene: Pam
Product: peptidylglycine alpha-amidating monooxygenase
Exons: 28
Coding region: 1817-4759 (980 amino acids)
Biological process (GO): peptide metabolic process; peptide amidation
Cellular component (GO): membrane; transport vesicle membrane
Molecular function (GO): peptidylglycine monooxygenase activity; monooxygenase activity; copper ion binding
Source: RefSeq, a predicted model, not a curated record